CCCCGGCGUUCCCAGGUGUCGCCGAGGGUCCUUUGGGCCAGGACUGUAAACUGGGGUCCUGGAGUUAGUCUUGGGAUGGCGGUGGGGGCUCGCUGCGCCGAGCCACGGCGUCCUCGCUCUCGCACGCUCUCCUUUCCGACGGCAAAACCGCGCGGAGCAGGCGGCGUCGCGGACGUGACGUAAUCGCGAGGCGCCGCGCGCGUCCAGAGGGAUCCUUGACCUCUCGGCGUGGGGAGCUGCGCCGCAAUGCUGCGGCUAGUCCGGGUCGGGGCGCGGGCCUGGCUGCCUUCCACCCGCUGCCAGGGCCUGAGCGUGCUGGCGGAAGAGGCAGUGCAGCCGCCAGAGAAGCCAGAGCUGGUGACGAGCGCGGGUCCCCAGGCACCGGUACUGCGCAAGUGCGAGCUUCCCAUACCCUCACACCGGCGUCCGGUGCAGGCCUGGGUCGAGUCCCUGCGGGGCUUCGAGCAGGAGCGCGUAGGCCUGGCCGAGCUGCACCCCGACAUUUUCUCCACGGCGCCCAGGCUGGAUAUCCUGCACCAGGUCUCCAUCUGGCAGAAGAACUUCAAGAGAAUUAGCUAUGCCAAGACCAAGACUAGAGCUGAGGUGCGGGGUGGUGGCCGGAAGCCCUGGCCACAGAAAGGCAGUGGACGCGCAAGGCAUGGCAGUAUCCGCUCCCCAAUCUGGCGAGGAGGAGGCGUUGCCCAUGGCCCCCGGGGCCCCACAAGCUACUACUACAUGCUGCCCAUGAAAGUGCGGGUGCAGGGCCUCAAAGUGGCGCUGACUAUCAAGCUGGCCCAGGACAACCUGCACAUUGUGGACUCCCUGGAGCUGCCAACCGCAGACCCUCAGUACUUAACGGAGCUGGCCUGCUACCGCCGUUGGGGGGACUCCGUGCUCCUAGUGGACUUAGCAUAUGAGGAUAUGCCUCAGAACAUUGUGACAGCCACAUUGGGGCUUAAGACCUGCAACCUGGUCCCAGCUGUGGGCUUGAACGUGCACAGCAUGCUGAAGCACCAAACGCUGGUCCUGACCCUGCGGACUGUUGCCUUUCUGGAGGAGAAGCUGCUCUGGCAGGACUCACGCUACACACCCCUCUACCCCUUCCGCCUACCCUACUGUGACUUCCCCUGAGCCCCAACCCUGUGCCUCAGGGACCAUCAGCUGCCUUCCUUUCUGCACUGCUCUCCAUGCCAGGUGCCUGCUCUGAGCCAGGCUAAGCCCUUGGCCAGUUUGGGGGCCGUGCACCCACUCUGCAAGUGCAGCACUGCCCAGACUCCCUUUUCCCAGUAGGAAGCUGAGGCCACAAGGAGUGGCUGGGCAGGCUUCAUGACUGGGAAGGGGCAACUCAGCAGAGAGCCUGAUCAAGCUCCUGCCCAGUUCUCCUUUCUGUUUUCAAGAUAAGCUUUAUUUUUUAAUUACAGAGGAGAAACAGAAUAGCUCAUUGCUAUGUUGUGAAUAAUUCCAUCCAGCAAGUCAGGCUCUUUCCUCGGUGCUGGGCAGCUCCAGUACCUCUCUCCUCAAGGGGUGACCUCAGUGCUGUUUGUAGAAAUGACCCAGAGUCAGCUUCCCUAGAGUGAGUUAGCCUCUGGGAACUCACAGAAGAAGGGGAGUAUUGCCCUUUCCUAGGAACCUGCUCCUGGCACCUCCUGGCUUCCAGGCACUGUCACUGUAUACUUGCUUUCUUGACAGGGUUUGGGGUCCCAUUUAUUAUGGUCCUUCAGUCCGCCAUGCGGGUUUGAUUUCACAAGUAGGUGCCGUAUGCAAACCUGAGCUUCCAUCACAAUGAUUUGCCCCGAAUGCAGAGUCAGAAACAAUGUGGUCAAUAAAUGAGAGAAUAAACACAUUUUAAAAAACACUAAA
Molecule: messenger RNA, 1860 nt
Organism: Miniopterus natalensis
Lineage: Eukaryota; Metazoa; Chordata; Mammalia; Chiroptera; Miniopteridae
Gene: MRPL4
Product: mitochondrial ribosomal protein L4
Biological process (GO): translation
Cellular component (GO): ribosome
Molecular function (GO): structural constituent of ribosome
Source: RefSeq, a predicted model, not a curated record